This is a messenger RNA of Cyprinus carpio (common carp), 630 nucleotides long. RefSeq names its product 40S ribosomal protein S24. The record is from RefSeq and is a predicted model, not a curated record. The transcript has 7 exons. Gene Ontology annotation, molecular function: structural constituent of ribosome. Gene Ontology annotation, cellular component: ribosome. Bases 130 to 531 code for a protein of 133 amino acids. Gene Ontology annotation, biological process: translation. NCBI's taxonomy places the organism in Eukaryota, Metazoa, Chordata, Actinopteri, Cypriniformes, Cyprinidae.
AUUAUAUUUUAUUUUAUUUAGCAUCGUUUUUCAUUCAGGCAGUAACUACUAUACCACCACUCGGGCAUAUUCUCGGGCACCUACAGGUCCUUCUUCCUUUUCCUCGUCCCUGAGCGAGCCGACGCCAAGAUGAACGAGACCGUCACCGUCAGGACCAGAAAGUUCAUGACAAACCGGCUGCUUCAAAGGAAGCAAAUGGUUGUCGAUGUCCUGCAUCCAGGCAAAGCAACAGUCCCCAAGACAGAGAUCAGGGAGAAGCUUGCAAAAAUGUACAAAACCACCCCAGAUGUGGUGUUCGUCUUCGGCUUCAAAACUCAGUUUGGCGGUGGCAAGACAACAGGGUUUGGCAUGAUCUACGACUCGUUGGACUACGCCAAGAAGAAUGAGCCCAAAUACAGGCUGCAAAGGCAUGGCCUUUAUGAGAAGAAAAAGACAUCUAGAAAACAACGCAAGGAACGCAAGAACAGAAUGAAAAAAGUUAGAGGCACUAAGAAAGCUUCUGUUGGUGCUUCUGGCAAGAAGAAGAAGUGAAAGACUUGAGGUUUCAGAAGUAAGACCUUCAGGGAAGACCAUCGGCCUGAAAAUGUUCUUGUAGAUUGUCAACAAAUAAAUUCUUUAAAAAAAAGUGGA